AUGGAGCAGCACGCGGAUGAACGGAGCAGCGCGCGGCUGAGCGAAGCGGUGGAAGUGGAUGAGCCAGGCAACGCGCGCAGUGGAAGUGCACGGAUGAACGAAGCUGUGCGCUUGGAUGGAGGAGCGGAGUCAGUAAAAGUAUCACCUACUCCUGAUCUUCACAUACCAAGGUGGUGUGGCACCCAGCAUGGCCAAGACAGAGCUCUCUAUCUAGAUUUCAUCGAGCAUCGAGGUGGUGAUGUCGGACGAGACUCAAGUAGAGACACUCUACUUGAGAUGGGGCCAAACAUGGUGUUUUACCAUGCUAGGCGUGAGGUCACAUGGGCCUCUACCUUAGCCACACCGGGUGUAAGUUGUGUCACGCUGGAUGUGGGCAAGGUAACUCAACCAUCUUCAAACAAAGUCGAAAGAAAGAUUGUUGAGAAAAACAGGAGAAACCAGAUGAAGAACCUCUAUUCCCAACUCUACUCUCUUCUCCCUAACCAGAAAGUCAUACCGGUGGCUGGUCAAAUAGAUGAAGUUAUUGACUACCUCGGAAGCCUAAAGGCAAGAGUGAACAUGGUGCAGGCGAAAAAAGAAAGGUUAAUGGGAAGGAAGAGAAAUCGUGGUGACUGUUCUAGUGCUUAUGAAGCACAAAGAAGCCUAAAAUCGCCAAAAAUCGAGGUUCAUGAAAUGGGUUCUUUGCUCGCUGUCAUUCUAAUGUGUGGGGUUGAUGACCGGUUUACUUUCUGUGAAAUUAUUCAAAUAUUGCAUGAAGAGAACGUCGAGGUGAUGUCUUUCAACUCUUCAACGGUUGGAGAUUCAGUGUUUCAUGUUGUGCACGGGGAGGUUCGGCAAUCUUUGUGUCAAUUUGGAGCGACCAAAGUGAGUGAGAGGCUGAAAAGGUUUGUAAAAGAAUCCAACAGUGAUGUGGAAAUGGAGUUUGAUCAAUUGUGGGAUUUUGAAAUUGGAACAGCUGAAAUGUGGGGGCUUCCAGAUCCUACAUUAGACAUGUACGAGGGCUUACCACCAAAUCUUAUGCAAAAUAAAGAAGCAGAAAUUGAUGAGUAG
Molecule: messenger RNA, 1050 nt
Organism: Cajanus cajan (pigeon pea)
Lineage: Eukaryota; Viridiplantae; Streptophyta; Magnoliopsida; Fabales; Fabaceae
Source: RefSeq, a predicted model, not a curated record